CGAUCAGUAAUGGCCGAGGAAGCAGGAGCGCCGGUGACCGCCGUUGUCGAAACCGUAAAAGAUGAUUCAUCUGCAGCCCCACAAGAGAUGGAUCUGGAAACUGUUGAGCCGGCUAAUGGCGGUAAGCGAGAGAGAGAGGAAGAAGUGACGACUGAAUCGUCGGAGAACGGAAACAAUGCUAAAAAACCGAAGGUGGAUGAGGAGGAGAAGUCUGUGGAAGAGGAGAAGCUGGAGAAAGAAGCGGCGAAGACUGGUCCGGUGUCGGUUGGAUACAAGAGCUUCGAGACAUCUGUGCAGAUUUUUGACUACUUCUUCAAGUUUCUUCACUUCUGGCCUCCCAAUCUCAAUGUCAAUAAGUAUGAGCAUGCAAUGCUGCUGGACUUGCUAAAGAAGGGUCACCUGGAAGCAGAGAAGAAAAUUGGUGCAGGCAUCCAUGCUUUUCAAGUGCGGUACCAUCCACAAUGGAAAAGCCGAUGCUUCUUCCUUGUGAGAGAGGACGAGUCUGCUGAUGAUUUCAGUUUCCGUAAGUGUGUGGAUCACAUUCUUCCUUUGCCUGAAAACAUGACAGUAAAAUCCGAUGUCAAUAAGGUACUGGGUGGUGGCAGUGGCGGCAGGGGCGGAAGGGGUGGUGGUUGUGGAAAUUGGCGUGGACGCGGUAGAGGGGGUAAGCCAAGGAAUUGAUCGUCUUCCAUUUGAGUCACUUGUGGUGAAGUGUGACAUAAUAUAUAAAAGAGAUGCAGUAGUAAUAGUAGUAUGUACUCUUUUGUAUGGAUUUUGAAUAUUAAAUUAUGAUUGCAUUUGAAAGUUGCACAAGAAUGCCCAAAUUCUCUUGAA
Messenger RNA from Cynara cardunculus var. scolymus (artichoke), 834 nucleotides. Its product is annotated as protein EMBRYO DEFECTIVE 514-like. The transcript has 2 exons. The record is from RefSeq and is a predicted model, not a curated record. Gene Ontology annotation, biological process: chloroplast rRNA processing; chloroplast organization. Bases 10 to 681 code for a protein of 223 amino acids. NCBI's taxonomy places the organism in Eukaryota, Viridiplantae, Streptophyta, Magnoliopsida, Asterales, Asteraceae. Gene Ontology annotation, cellular component: chloroplast.